AUGUCCACACCACCUCCAAAUGAUUCCGCUGCCGCGCAAGAAGUUGUGCAGGAGGAGCGUACAGAAGAUGGAACAAAGGUCACAGAGGUUGCCGAUGGCGCACAAGAGGAGGUCGCAACAACAACAACAGAGGCCCCGGCCACCGCCGAACAAGUUCUUGAAAGCAAUGAAACGGUAGAGGAAUCGAACCCUCAACCAGUUGAAGAAGACCGGAAAGACCAAGAGCGGGAGGACGGUCCAGUGCCAAAGUCGAAAUCCGAGUCUCCAGACGGUCAAGCUUCGUCACAAGGCCAUCACGAGUCGUCGUCGUCGCCAUCGCCAUCCCAAUCAGAUCGGGACGAGAGCGCCGAACCCGGCGAAAUCGACGAAAGCGCCCCUCCCCUUCCCAAAGAGCCUCUCCCGGGUCAGACAGACAAGGGCGAAUCGUCCUCAUCUGCACCUCCGCUACCCGCCGAGCCGGCGCCCGCACCAGAAGACGACGGCUGGGAAUACCAUUGGAACCCCAACGACUCGUCUUACUGGUUCUACAACCGCUUCUCUGGCGUAUGGCAAAAGGAGAAUCCACGAAUUCCAACCGCGGCAGCAGUGCCAGCAGUGGUAGCGCCGGUGGUCGUUCCUCCCGAUGCAGAACCAACAAUCAUCAGCAACCCCAUCUCCGUCGCCGGCGGCUACAACCCCGCCAUCCACGGCGACUACGACGAGAACGCGUGGUAUGCCGUCAACGCUCGCGCUGCUGCCGAAGCUGCCGCUGCCGCCACCAACCCUCUUGCCGGCUUGGACCCCACCGCUGCCGGUGCCGAGUUAGCCAGCGCCGGCUACUUCAACCGUGCGACAGGGCAGUGGCAAGCGCCGGAACAGAACGUAGAGCGCCACUCGGACGAGGCCAAGAGCAAAAGGCAGCUGAAUGCCUACUUUGAUGUGGAUGCGGCGGCGAAUAUGCACGACGGCCGAAGUCUCAAGGCGGAAAGGUCGGGCAAGAAGCCAACUAAGCAGGAGCUGAAGGCGUUCAAGGAAAAGAGAAGGGCAAAGAAGGAGGAGAAGAGGAGGGCUUGGUUGCGUGAUUAA
Molecule: messenger RNA, 1065 nt
Organism: Sordaria macrospora k-hell
Lineage: Eukaryota; Fungi; Ascomycota; Sordariomycetes; Sordariales; Sordariaceae
Source: RefSeq, a predicted model, not a curated record